UUUGCUUUCCCGUUCGUCGGCUGGCGCAGGAAAUGAUGAAACAGUGAGGAAUUCUUUUCAGAGCUCAACUGUGCAGCGAAGCAAAUCGCUUCCAUUAAGGAUUUUUUCCUACUCAAAAAUUAAAUAUAUUCAGUUUAAUGUCCAACAUAAGCGAAGCAAUUCCUGAAAUAAAGAGGCUUUGCCUCGCCACCGAGCAAAGUCAUAUAGCAGCGAAUGCCAUGAUGCUGACAAAGCUAGAUGAACUCAAUUCGCAAGUCCUGUCCCAGCGCGCGGAAAUCGAAAACUUGACGAGGGCGGUUAGGACCCUCACGGAAUUCGUAAAGCAGUCGACGAAAACGACGAGGCCGAGGGCGAAGGGGAAUCCGGACGAUGAUUUUCCAAUUCUGUAUGAGGAGGAUCUCAUCGAAGUGGAUCACAAGAUAAGCCAGGACUCCAGGGGGAUCUAUACAAAAUCCAUUUUGAAAUUCUUGCGCCAGGGAAGAAUAAGUCGCUCCAUAAGAUCCAUUUUCUCCGAGGAUAUUCUGUUGAACUACAACGUUGACGGGUGUAAAAAUAAGAAAAGACUGAAAGAUCACGAGUAUUUGUUUCGUUCACUAAUGGACGCCAUCAGUCAGGUGGAACCUACACUACCCUCAGAAAAAGCAUUAUCCAAAGCCAUGAGAUGCGUUAAGAAUUGCGCGGCCAAGAAAAAGGGCAGGGUAGAUGAUGACCCCUUGGCUUUUUUGAACGUGGAGAUGAACGAUGAGCUGAAAUCAUAACUAUAAGCUCAUUUUAGAAUGACUUAUAGAGGCUAGGAUAAAUUAAAUUCUUUGAUGAUUACGGGCGAAUCAACGAGAGUUGAGGAGUCAGAGAGCGUUGUUGAUAAUAAAAAAUGAAUACCCAAAAAGUGGUUGAUGAAUCAUCAUCACUCUAGUGAGAAGUUUUCACGAAGGGCAGAAGAGCGAGAGCAAAACAAAAGACGAAAAGUGAGGAAAACGAAAACAUCGAAUCCUAGCUGCGCUAUCGAUGUUU
Molecule: messenger RNA, 1011 nt
Organism: Drosophila santomea
Lineage: Eukaryota; Metazoa; Arthropoda; Insecta; Diptera; Drosophilidae
Exons: 4
Coding region: 138-758 (206 amino acids)
Source: RefSeq, a predicted model, not a curated record